AUGCCCUUAGAGGAAGGAAAAGGAUGGAAAAAGAAGACAACUGACAUCAAGGAACAUUAUGACUUCAAAGAAGUUCUGGGAACGGGGGCAUUCUCUGAGGUAGUGCUGGCUGAAGAGAAGAGCACUCAGCGCCUCGUUGCUGUCAAAUGCAUCCCCAAGAAGGCACUGGAGGGCAAAGAGAACAGUAUUGAGAAUGAGAUAGUUGUACUGCACAGGAUAAAACAUCAAAACAUAGUGUCACUGGAGGAUAUAUUUGAGAGUCAGACACACCUCUACCUGGUCAUGCAAUUGGUAUCUGGUGGAGAGCUGUUUGACAGAAUUGUUGAGAAGGGUUUCUACACAGAGAGAGAUGCCAGUAAACUCAUUCAUCAGAUAUUGGAUGCAGUGAAAUAUCUGCAUGAUGUGGGCAUUGUGCACAGAGAUCUAAAGCCAGAGAACCUUCUGUAUUGUAGCAUGGAUGAAGACUCCAACAUCAUGAUCAGUGACUUUGGACUGUCUAAAAUUGAGGACUCUGGAACUGUGAUGUCAACUGCCUGUGGAACGCCUGGAUAUGUCGCUCCUGAGGUUCUGGCUCAGAAACCCUACAGCAAAGCAGUGGACUGCUGGUCCAUAGGGGUUAUUUCUUAUAUAUUGUUAUGUGGAUACCCACCAUUUUAUGAUGAAAAUGAUGCCAAGCUGUUUGAGCAAAUCCUGAAGGCUGAGUAUGAGUUUGAUUCUCCAUACUGGGAUGAUAUAUCAGACUCAGCUAAAGAUUUCAUAUGCCACCUAAUGGAGAAAGAUCCAGAGCUAAGAUAUACUUGUGAGCAAGCCUUGCAGCACCCAUGGAUCUCGGGAGACACUGCUCUCGAUAAGAACAUCCAUGAGUCUGUCAGCGCUCAGAUUAAAAAGAACUUUGCCAAGAGUAAAUGGAAGCAAGCCUUCAAUGCGACAGCCGUUGUGAGGCACAUGAGGAGGUUACAGCUAGGCACCAGCCUGGAGGGCUCCAGUCAAAUCACCACCACCAGCCCCUGCCACAGACAUCUGUUCCUGCCUGCUAAAGAGCACCACCCAGAAGAAGAUGAAGACAAUGAAGAGCAAGAGAAUGGUUCUCCGGAUAUUGAUGGGCGACGCAACAGUGCUGAUCAGGACAGCAUCAGAAGCUGUGCAUACUGCUGUAGACCAACCAGCAGGAUCUGA
This is a messenger RNA of Neoarius graeffei (lesser salmon catfish), 1176 nucleotides long. It is a transcript of the gene camk1a, whose product is annotated as calcium/calmodulin-dependent protein kinase Ia. Gene Ontology annotation, cellular component: intracellular anatomical structure. The record is from RefSeq and is a predicted model, not a curated record. Gene Ontology annotation, biological process: peptidyl-serine phosphorylation. NCBI's taxonomy places the organism in Eukaryota, Metazoa, Chordata, Actinopteri, Siluriformes, Ariidae. The transcript is spliced from 11 exons. Gene Ontology annotation, molecular function: calmodulin binding; ATP binding; calcium/calmodulin-dependent protein kinase activity. Bases 1 to 1176 code for a protein of 391 amino acids.